Daucus carota subsp. sativus is the source of this 2436-nucleotide messenger RNA. RefSeq names its product probable 1-deoxy-D-xylulose-5-phosphate synthase 2, chloroplastic. The record is from RefSeq and is a predicted model, not a curated record. NCBI's taxonomy places the organism in Eukaryota, Viridiplantae, Streptophyta, Magnoliopsida, Apiales, Apiaceae. Bases 106 to 2241 code for a protein of 711 amino acids. Gene Ontology annotation, molecular function: 1-deoxy-D-xylulose-5-phosphate synthase activity. The transcript is spliced from 10 exons. Gene Ontology annotation, biological process: terpenoid biosynthetic process.
CUAUAUAUCUCAUUUGUCACAUAUAUAAAUUGUCGUCUUGGUCUCUCAAAAACUUCACAGGUUCACAGCUUUCUUUGUGGUCUCAUAUCAGGAACCUCAUCAGUCAUGGCUAUUCCAGGGACUGCCAUUAGACUGCACCAUUCCAUUCCUCAAGGUCUCCCAUCUUCCAGGCUUAGCCGUGGAGCGCGAAAGAAGUUCUGCUUAAACGCUGUCGCUACUAAUCCAAAUGGCGAAGAAAGGAAGAUGAUCAGGAAAGAGAAUGAUGGAUGGAAGAUUGAUUACUCUGGAGAAAAACCUCCAACACCUUUGCUGGAUACCAUUAAUUAUCCCAUCCAUAUGAAGAAUCUUUCCACAAAGGAUCUUGAACAAUUAGCAGCAGAACUGAGAUCAGAUAUUGUACACACUGUAUCAAAGAUAGGCGGGCAUCUCAGUGCAAGCCUGGGAGUGGUGGACUUGACCGUCGCUCUCCACCAUGUAUUUGACACUCCUGAUGAUAGAAUCAUAUGGGAUGUUGGUCAUCAGGCGUACCCACAUAAAAUUUUGACGGGGAGGAGGUCUAAAAUGUCCACCAUUAGAAAGACUUCAGGGCUAGCAGGAUUCCCUAAACGGGACGAAAGUGUUUAUGAUGCUUUUGGUGCAGGGCAUAGUUCUACAAGCAUUUCUGCGGGUCUAGGUAUGUCAGUAGGCCGAGAUCUUUUAGGGAAGAACAACAAUGUUAUUGCAGUCAUAGGAGAUGGAGCCAUGACUGCAGGACAAGCCUACGAAGCCAUGAACAAUGCAGGUUUCCUUGAUUCUAACCUCAUUGUUGUACUAAAUGACAACAAGCAAGUAUCCUUACCCACAGCCACUCUUGAUGGUCCUGCGACUCCUGUUGGAGCCCUCAGUAGUGCCUUAAGCAAGCUUCAAGCAAGCACUAAAUUCCGUAAACUCAGAGAAGCUGCCAAAGGCAUAACUAAGCAAAUUGGACCACAAGCACAUGAAGUUGCAGCAAAAGUAGAUGAGUAUGCCAGGGGUAUGCUUAGUGCUCCCGGGUCUACUCUCUUCGAGGAACUUGGUUUGUAUUACAUUGGUCCUGUUGAUGGCCACAAUCUCGAUGAUCUAGUAACUAUUUUUGAAAAAGUGAAAUCAAUGCCUGCACCAGGGCCAGUUCUAAUACAUAUUGUAACAGAGAAGGGUAAAGGUUAUCCUCCUGCUGAGGGUGCAGCUGAUAAGAUGCAUGGGGUUGUACAGUUCGACCCAGCCACAGGGAAGCAAUCUAAGCCCAAAUCCUCUACCCUUUCAUAUACUCAGUACUUUGCUGAAGCACUGAUAAAAGAAGCUGAAGUAGAUGAUAAGAUUGUGGCAAUCCACGCAGCAAUGGGUGGUGGAACUGGGCUGAACUAUUUUCAGAAAAGGUUCCCAGAUCGUUGUUUUGAUGUGGGUAUUGCAGAGCAGCAUGCUGUCACAUUUGCAGCAGGUUUAGCUACAGAGGGUCUCAAGCCAUUUUGUGCAAUCUAUUCGUCGUUCCUGCAACGAGGCUAUGAUCAGGUGGUGCAUGAUGUGGAUCUUCAGAAGUUGCCAGUUCGCUUUGCAAUGGACCGAGCAGGUUUAGUGGGAGCAGAUGGACCUACGCAUUGUGGAGCAUUUGACAUCGCGUACAUGGCUUGUUUGCCUAAUAUGGUUGUAAUGGCUCCAUCUGAUGAAUCAGAGCUGAUCCACAUGGUUGCAACAGCAGCAGCCAUUGAUGAUAGACCAAGUUGCUUCAGGUUUCCUAGGGGUAACGGAAUUGGAGCAGCUCUUCCUCCUAAUGGCAAAGGAAUACCUGUUGAGAUCGGAAAAGGAAGAAUAUUGAUGGAAGGAACUAGAAUCGCGAUCUUGGGGUAUGGUUCCAUUGUCCAAAAUUGUUUAGAAGCUGCAAAAUUGCUGAAAGAGCAAGACAUAUCUAUAACAGUGGCUGAUGCAAGGUUCUGCAAGCCAUUGGAUGGGGAACUAAUCAGGAGUUUGGCCCGUGAGCAUGAAUAUCUAAUUACAGCAGAAGAAGGUUCAAUUGGGGGUUUUGGUUCUCAUGUAUCACAUUUUCUUAGCCUGAAUGGUAUUCUGGAUGGACCCCUUAAGCUGAGAUCAAUGGUCCUUCCCGAUAGAUAUAUUGACCAUGGAUCACCUAAGGAUCAAAUGGAAGAAGCUGGUCUAUCUGCCAGGCAUAUCUGUGGAACUGUCUUGUCCUUGCUGGGAAAGCCCAAAGAGGCUUUCAUAUUUCAAUAAAUUUACACAAUCUAUGUAAGGUCUACUUUGUCUCAGCUGUGUAUCCAGGAAAGCGAGUUUAGGAAGAUCCACUGAGACAUAAAUAUCUACUUCACUCUAGCUCAAAUAAUUUAGCAAGAUUUAGUUGGCGUGACGCGCAAUUUCAUCUUCCUUCUAUAAUGUAACAAAAUUAUAUAUAAUCUCCUUUGAAAGAUA